Molecule: messenger RNA, 1780 nt
Organism: Labeo rohita (rohu)
Lineage: Eukaryota; Metazoa; Chordata; Actinopteri; Cypriniformes; Cyprinidae
Exons: 2
Coding region: 83-1102 (339 amino acids)
Biological process (GO): regulation of transcription by RNA polymerase II
Cellular component (GO): transcription regulator complex; PcG protein complex
Molecular function (GO): DNA-binding transcription factor activity, RNA polymerase II-specific; RNA polymerase II cis-regulatory region sequence-specific DNA binding
Source: RefSeq, a predicted model, not a curated record
CAAGAGGAGAAGUAGCAAGUGUAGUGAGUUGCUUUUAUUCGCGUGUUUCAUCGGAUUUGUUUUCGUUUUAUACUUCGGUAAAAUGUCAAGACUAGAUAAGUUACAUUCUAACCUGAUGAAGCGAAUGUCAAUUGUCAUUCGUGAUAUCUGGGUGGAGGUGGAAGCGACGGUGAAGGACUAUCAAAAGGAAGCAGCCCAAACACGAUCAGAAAACGCGAGGCUGAAACAACAGCUCAGGGAUGUGCUAAGCAGGAAUCAGGCACAAUUAAACGGAGUCCACUAUGUCCCCCCUGAUGAAGUCUCACCCACAGAAUUACCAGCAUGUGGAUAUGGCUCCCCAGUUGAACCAGAAGACCCAGAUGAUCAGCAAACAGAGGACAAUGCCCAGAGUCAAGAUUCACCUAUUGAACCGAAGCCACGCAUACUAGAUGUUGUUUCAAUCUGUAAGACAGAGGUAGAGGAUAGAGAGCUAGCGCAUCUAAAAGAUGCCUCAUCUGGAGGCGAACAACGGCUCUUCUCUCAGUUCGACAGCUCGAGUACGGAUGAGGUGUGGAACAGGAACGUGCCUACUGUGGCAACACCAAGAAUCAAGACUGAGCCCGAGGACACCAUCAUCACUAUAAGAUCUUCAGUUACUACCACCCCUGCCCGUGCCGGUCCGUGUCAAGACUCCGAGCCCGCUCACCAGAUGAGAACAGCCAGUGAUGCUUCAUCCAUGUUGAGGAGACCGCAGCGUAAGGAACUCCGUCGCACACGAUACACCAAACCUAGAAGAGCAUCGGUGAAAGAUCACGAAGAUGAAGGGCCGUAUAAGUGUAACAAAUGUGGAAGGCAGUUAAAGGACUUGGCAAAGCUGCAGUUGCACAAGAAAUUGCAUGAAAGAUCCUUCAUCUGUCACUGGUGCGGCAGAGACUUCUCUAAGUUCGACUAUCUUCGGAUGCAUAUGCGCACACACACCGGAGAACGGCCUUACCGCUGCAACUGGUGCUCAAAGACCUUCAGCCAGAGUGGGAACAUGAGGAGACAUGAGCGCACGUGCCGAAGUUUCAAUGAAGAACCGGCAUCGCACGCACUGGAAGAUCAACACCUGCCCGCCGAGUGACCGGUCAUCACUGUUGCCAGAUCGCGUCUGCAACCGGCAACCUGUUGUUGUGAUAUAGAGAUGAAAUUCGAUUGUCAUUACGUAUAAUAGGAUAUUUGUUGUUUUAUCAAGUAUAUUAGAAGCUUCCAUGUUACAGAAGACAGAAGGCCGGUAUGCUGUUUGACCAACAUUUCAAUGACCUUUUUCAGGCAGUGUGUGUGCACAAAUGUUGUCAGGAAGCCGAGAAACAUUAUGGGAAUGAACGUUUGCCCCUUUGAGGAAGAUGACUUUGUGUUCCAUACUAAGUACCAUGACUUGCUAUACUUCCAGACUGAUGUUUUAAUAUUAUAAAUACUCCACAGAAAGCAGUUUCUAGCCAAUGAAAUAUUUUUAGGCAGUGUGUAACUAUAAAUUCGUUAUAGGAAGGAAUGACUUUCAUUACUUAUUUUAUUCAUUUUGCUUAUAUUUUCAGCCCUACACAUUACAAUUUAAAAAUUACAGGUUUUUGGUGGAAUUACAGAGAGGACAACUUAAAUCUUAACCAGUACAUUAGGAUAUGAAUCGGUGUUGGUAGACUGGAAGGCAAAAUUGACUUAAACUGCAAAAUCAUGUAAUUUGAAAAGAUUUAUCUUAUGACUGUAAAAUGAGGAACUUUGUCGUAUGUAAUAACAAGCAUUUGAAUAAACUAGAUUCAGUUUA